Lucilia sericata (common green bottle fly) is the source of this 5035-nucleotide messenger RNA. RefSeq lists its product as uncharacterized. The coding region runs from base 463 to 717 and encodes 84 amino acids. Lineage: Eukaryota; Metazoa; Arthropoda; Insecta; Diptera; Calliphoridae. The transcript has a single exon. The record is from RefSeq and is a predicted model, not a curated record.
GUGGUGAUCAAUCGAAAAUGAAAAGAAAAAAACUUUAUACAAACAUUAGUUGAUUGUGGAUCAGUUUUACGUAAAAAUUUCACUGAAACGGUUUGUUAAAGUUUAAACUACGGAUAAAUAAAGAAACGUAUAAAAAACACAAAAUAAAACAUUCGACAAAUACUAAACUUAAAUGGAAUUUUAAUAGAUUUUUUCUAACGAAAAGAAGGAAAAAACGAAUAAAUAAAUAAAGAAAAGAUUUUCGUAUUAGAAACAUAAAUAUUUGUAAUACGUUAAGCCAAAAAUACACAGAAUUAAGAAAAAUUUAUUGCAGUUUUUUUUUUUUGGUAUUUACUUUAAACGAACACACACAAACCCAGUGGAUUUAAAAACAAUUAAAGCAAAAUAUAUAUUUGCUAUAAAACAAAUAGAAAUAGAACAUUUUUCCACUUAAAUAAUUCUAAAACAACAACCAAAACAAAAAUGUCUCAUCAAUGCAGUUGCGGUCGUGACCUCAACAAUAAUUAUGUCGGCUAUACAAGUGCUUACGCAAAUGCCAAUACCAGCUUAGAUCGUGAAUCCAAUGCCACCUUAAGUGGCUCUUCAAAAUCUUCACCAGGCUCACAAACCCAAUUCACAGCCAAGCUAAUAGUGGGCACAGUGGGCGCCAUUAAAGAGCUAAGGGAAAAGGAAAAAUCACGUCAAACAAUGACACGUGCCGGAGAUCGUAGAAAUUGAGUUGCAAAUGAAAAUGAAAAAGAAAAAAAAAACGGAUGAGUUUCGUUUCUUUCAUUUUUUUUUUCUAAAACAUUUUAGAAGUGUUAUAACAGAGGCAUAAAAAGUGUUAUUAAGCUGUUAUCUUUAAGGUGUUGUAAGCAUGAGCAGGUGUGUUUGCAGUUGUUUAUCUAGAAUGAAGUGAUGAAAGUGAAGUACUUUCUGAUUGUUAGUGUGAUUUAAAGAAAAAUAAAAUUAAACAAAUAUGUAGUAAAUUAGUUGAAAAAUUAAGCUUCUUAUGAUGUCCUUUUUUUCUAUUUAUCUUAAAAGAAAAAAAAAUGUUUUGUAUAUUUUUUUUAGAUUUAUAAUGGAUUUAUUCAUUAUAAAAUAUUUUUUCAUUUAAAAAGAGAGUCUAAUUAGUACCGUUUUAUAUAGUUUAAAGAAAAUAGUAAUAGAAAUUUGUUAAAUUUCUUUAAAAUGUAAAUUAUUUUAUUUUAUAAAAAAUGCAGUGGUUUAAAAGGUUGUAAAAUUUUUUUAAAAAAAUAUUCGAAAAAAAUUAUGUGCAUUAAUUUAAGAUAAAAAAUUGAGAAAUUUUUUAAAUCGUAAAAAUUAGCUGAAUUUUUUUUUUUAUUUUCUUAAAAAACUCUUGUAUUUCUUCAUGUAUAAGUUGAUUAGCUGAAUUUAUUUAAAUUCUACGAUCUAUUGCAAAUGCCUAAUAAUUGUUAUAUAAUUUCCUAGUUAAACUUGCUUUAGCUAAGGUUAGUUAAUCUACGAUUAUAUAGUUUUAAAACAAAACCGUUAGAAAUGAUCUAGCAUUUAAAAUAAAGAUUAAAUUAUCAUUAACUAGGUUCAACAAAACCACAUUUAUUAAACUUAUGAAUUGAGAGAAAGAUUAAGAUGCUCUGGGCCCAAAUUACGGCAUACGAUGAUCGAAAUCUCAAUAGAAUCUAAAUGGAGAUUUCGAUCGAUAUCGUAUGCCGUAAUUUGGGCCCUUAUUCCCGAAUCUUAGUUCCUUCACACCAAAUUUUCGAUAUAACAUGUACUACGCAAUGAAACCCCCCAUUUUGUUAACAUAUUUUACAUUUAUUUAUAAAGUUUGUUAUAUCAUCUGCCAGUCCAGUCCGUCGACUUUAAAAAAUCCAUUAAAUCUUUUUCCUUUUUCGAGAUAUAUUAACCUAAAGAUUGAAACAACAAAAUGUAUCUCCCAGAAGGAAUAAGAUAUAAGAGAAGUUACAUCUUUAUUUUAAAGUCGAGAGAUUGGGCUUUCUGAUGAUGUAACAAAAUGUUUAAAUUAAAGCUGUCUUUGCGUUAAUACAGCUUUUAAAACAUGACCAAAUCUAGAUUCGGAUUCAGGGCAGUCAAGUAUGUUUUGGUCUUUGAGUUAUUAACAAUUUCAUCAUUAAUUCGUAUUAGAAAGAAAAGUUUAACAUUCAUGAACUCGGUUUAGUUAAUCUACAGUUUCAGAUGAUGUAACAAAAUUUUAAAAUAAAGCUUUUUAGCUCUAUUACAACAUUUAAAAUAUGACCAAAUCUAGAUUCGGAUUCAAGGCAAUAAAUUCUUUAGAAAUGUAUAUUUUGUUGGCCUGUGUUAUUAAUAAAUUCAUCAUUAAUUUGUAUUUAAAAAAAAGUUUAACUUUCAUGAAAUCGGUUUAGUUAAUCUAUAGUUUCAGAUGGCGUAACAAAAUUUUAAAUAAAGCUGUUUUUGCUCAAUUAUAACUUUUAAAAUAUGACCAAAUUUAGAUUCAGGGCAGUCAAUUCUUUAGAAAAGUAUAUUUUGUGUUAUUAGUAAUUUGAUCAUAAAUUUGCAUUUAAAACAAAAGUUUAAAUUUCAUGUAACCGGUUUAGUUAAACUAUAGUUCUAUGAAUUUAACUGCAACUUUACUUUUUUAAUUAAAAUUAAGAAAAAAUUUAAAAAUUUACUUUUAUUACAAUUAUAGCGAAUUUAAAGCAAAAGUUAAACUUUCAUUAAACCAUUAACCCAACUUUAUUUAAAAGGAAGGAUAAAAUAUCGUUAAUGGUGGUUAUCGUUGGCCAUAAUAUAUAACAUUGGUUAAGAAUUUUAAGAAUUUAAAACAUUUGGCAUCUAAACUCUUCUAAACCUUAAUUAGUUAAUCUACAGUUAUGUCAAGAUAUACAAAAUAUUCCAAAUUAGAAAGCUUUGUUAUAUUGAUUCCAAAAUACUGCAGCAUUGUUAAUAAAGGAAAUAUUUUAUAAAAAUGAAAUCAUUAGUUAAACCUUGUUUAGUUAAUCUACAGUUAUAUAAAAUAGUUAAAUACAAGAAUAACGGAAAGCGACUAAUUUUACAAUAAAUCUCCAUUUGAAACUAUUGUUAAACUCAAUAUUACCAGGGUUAGUUAGUUAAUCUGCAGUUAUGAAUGUAAUAUGUUAAAUUGUCUUAAACUAUGUUAAACUUUUUAUUUAUAUUAUAGUUUAAACUCCACAUUCAUAAAUAACAUUUUAUUUUAUAAAAGGUUUAUAAAACAAAAAAUUAGUUAUAAAAUAUGAUUUAUAAACCGUUUAUAAAAUAAUAAUAUGUUUAUGAAUAAAGCCGUAUUAAGACUUAAAAUCGUCAAACUCUCUUAAACCAUGGCUAGUUAAACCAGAGUUACAUAUAUAUAAUUUCAAUUGGAAAAACAAUUUCUUGCAGUAAUUUUCAGAUUUUCUCAUUGUCUGGUUAUAUUUUACCGAAACGAUAGAUUGACAGUUUUCAAAGAAAAAUUAUUUUAAACGGCAGAAAAUCUACUGGUUAAACGAUAACCGGAGGUUGAGAUAACUUGCCUUGAACUUUCAUGAAUAUUCAAAAAAUAUAAGUUGAUUUUUAAACUCAUUCUAAACCUGGUUACCUAAAGAGCAAAACAUUGUAGAUUUUAGUAAUUAAUUUGAAUUGUUAAUAUCUUUUGUAUCCAGUAAAAAUUUUUUAUUUUUAUCGAAUAUUUUUGUUAAAUUUUAUUUCACCAAGUUAAUUAACACUGCAUUUUUUUAUAUCCUUUAACAAACAAUUAUUUUUAUUUCCUAAUAAUGCAAUACAAUUUCAAACGAAUUUCUUAAUAAUUUAAUUAAUAUUUUUUGUUUUUACUUUUUAUAACUUAAGUUAUUGUAAUUUUAUAGAUUUUUUCUAAUAACAGUUAAGUUUUGUUUUAAUAAUUUUUGUUUGUUAAUUUUUUAAAAAUUUUGUUGUAAUUUUCAUUUUCUUUUAAGUUAAAUAAUUGGGUUUUUAAACAAAGAAAAUUUGUUUCUAUUAUUACUUCCGUUUUGUGAAGUUAAUGAAAUUUCAAUGGUUAUGGGAAAGAAAUUCAAAUUUAUUUCAAUGCAUUAUAUAGUUUAAGUAUUAACAAAGAAAACCUGGGUCUAUAACAGAAAUUUUGUAUAGAAAAAGGGCUUAAUAAACCAUAAAUAACUUUAUGAAUGUUUCAAGAAAUAAUGAUAAAUAAAGUAAAAGUUUUACAGUAAAAGUUUAAGGGUUAAACUAUGAUUAAGAUUUAAUCUUAAAUCUUAAUUAGUUUCGAAACCAACAAAAUCAGAAGUGCAAUAGUUUUAGGCUUUGCUUAAAAUAUAAAAUAUCAUAAAUUUUGUAUUGAAAAAAAGUUUUAAAAACUUUUUUUUAAUUUUCGCUUAAAUUCAGCAAAUUUAUUUAAAAAAAUAAACUAAACUAAUUGUUGGUUUUAUAUUUUUAAUUUUUUUUUUUUUUUUUCUACUAAACCAAUGUCAACCAAGUAAAUAUAUUUAACUCAUAGUAAAUUACAUCAUCUUUAAAUAAUCAAAAGCAAAUGAAAUUAAAAAAAAUAACAAAACAUUAUUAUCAAAAUAGAUUUAGAAACAAAGGAACAUCUAACAAAAAAAAAAAAUGCAAUAACUCAUUUAGAAGACAAACAAAUAUAAACAAAAGUUCUACAAAACUGAAAUUAAAUUAAAAAUAUAAAAAUCUAAACUUAUUUAUAAUUAACCUAAGCAAAAAAAUAAGUGUUAAUAAUUUUAUUAUAUAUUUUUAAAGAUAAUUUUUUAUUAUAUUUAACCAUAAACACAAUAACACUUAAACUUUACAGUUUUUUUUCUAAUUUUCUAAUAAAUUUCAUAUUUAAAUUUAGCCACAUUUUUAAAGAAGUAUAACACUUUCAAGUUAUUUGUAUUGUUGUAAAAAUAUUAUAGUUUUGGGAAGCUAUCCCUGCAAUCAUUUAUGCGUCUAAGAACUUUCCAUGUUUUAUGUGAUUUUUAAGUAGUAAGUAGUGCAAAAAAAAAAAACAUUUAAUAAAAUAUAUAUUUAAUAAUCUAUAGUUUAUAAGUUUUGAAAAAUAAAAAUUUAUACAAACAAAUAAAAAAAAUAAAUACUUACAAUAUUUACAUAA